CAUGGCAGUUGUGUUAAUUAUUUAUUAAUGAUCAUCAAGUGCUGGAAUAUCAGUAUAAAAGAGAGGAAACGUUCCGUGCUUAAACAAGAAACAGUGUGACAGUGACUAAAUAAAGAACAUUAAAAUAGUAUUUUUAAGGAUAAAAUUAAGGAUGACUGAAAUACCAAAGACAACAACAACUUGUGUUAAUCGCCCCUCUUCACCGAGGAGGUUUUUUGAAUAUUUAUACGGAAAUGUAGAUAGAAAUUCAUCAUCAUCUAGUGAAAUUAGUAGUCCUUCGCCGGAAAUUGAGGAUAAAACCCGAAAUUCACGACUUUGUGAAAAUCGUGUGGAAAUAUCACCAUAUUUGCCACCACUUUGCAAUCACACAAUUGUUGGAUUCGGUGCACCCACAGACCACUCCGCACAUUUUCCAAUUGGAUUUUCUGCUUUCUUGGCACGACGACGCCGGAAGGAGGGUAGACCACGACGGCAGAGGACAACGUUCAGCAGUGAGCAGACACUGCGACUAGAGGUGGAAUUCCACAGGAAUGAGUACAUUUCACGCGGGAAGCGCUUUGAACUGGCAGAGGUACUUCACCUCACAGAGACCCAAAUCAAAAUAUGGUUUCAGAACCGACGAGCCAAAGACAAAAGGAUUGAGAAGGCGCAAAUUGAUCAGCAAUACAGGUGUUGCAUUGAUUUUGGAAUACCAUGCUCGAAUAGUUCGUUUGGAAGGGAGCUUGCCCAACUUUUUGUGGAAACGGUAACUUCUGGUCCAAUGUCCAUUGGUCCUUUUGGAACUUUGUAGCAGCCAAUAGUAUAAUAACGCCGUUUAACCCAAAUUUUUCCCAUGCAAUGCUACAUCAUCCACCGACGAUGGCAUUCCACCAAACACUCUCUGGGACGC
Messenger RNA from Lutzomyia longipalpis, 889 nucleotides. Its product is annotated as homeobox protein rough-like. Gene Ontology annotation, molecular function: DNA-binding transcription factor activity, RNA polymerase II-specific; DNA binding. Gene Ontology annotation, biological process: regulation of DNA-templated transcription. The transcript has 4 exons. NCBI's taxonomy places the organism in Eukaryota, Metazoa, Arthropoda, Insecta, Diptera, Psychodidae. The record is from RefSeq and is a predicted model, not a curated record. Bases 152 to 790 code for a protein of 212 amino acids.